Messenger RNA from Adineta steineri, 1181 nucleotides. NCBI's taxonomy places the organism in Eukaryota, Metazoa, Rotifera, Eurotatoria, Adinetida, Adinetidae. The record is from the annotation of a GenBank genome assembly.
ACACCCUCAAGAAGAAAGAGAGCGAAUAGAAAUGCAAUUGUUUCGGAUUGAAAGAAAGAAAAAUUCAAUAGAAUUUUAUUUUUUUAUUCCAUUUUUAAGUGAGUAUCGAUACUCUCCUGGCUUUUUAAAUAUUUUACAUAAAAAUUUCAGGUUUAAUGAUUGGUUCUACGAUGACAAAUCGAUUUACGGAAUUCCAUGAAGAGAAAAAGAAUCUGUCACCGAUAGCUGGUUAUUGGGCGUACCCAUUGGUUUCUCUUACACAAUCAUUAUCGAAGGUCACCGAUCAAAUCAAUGAGCUAAAUCGUUCGAUUAGCGAAGCAACGAAACGUUGCCAUUAUCCAUCGGAACAUGGUCUUAGUCGUGAUGAAUCAGCGGCAAUUUUAUUAUAUACUAUGGAAGCUGGCGAGUAUAGCUUCUAUAUUGCAUUGAAUCAAAUAUUGCGUGAUGAAAAUCGAAAAAGAGCGGUACCCUGGUUCUCGUACUUGAGAUUAUUCGAUAGUGGCCUAAGAAAAUUACCCACAGUGAAAGGCUGUAUUUGGCGUGGAGUGUCGCACGAUAUAUCCUAUGAAUAUCAGAAAAAUGAUGUAUUAACUUGGUGGAGUAUUACUUCUUGCUCAUUGGCGAUCGAAGUCGUGGAAAGUUUUCUAAACUCAGAGAAAAAUUCCACCUUAUUUAUGAUCGAAGCCGCCAAUGCAAAGAACAUUACUGAUUACACUUUAUUUCCCACUGAAGAAGAGGUGAUAUUACCCAUGGAGACCAAAUUACGCGUGCGCAGUAAUGCGAUGAAGCAUGGCAAUCUACGUGUCAUUCAUUUAGUGGAAAUAACUGAUGGCGUUGAAGAAGUGUCGCCAGCAAUGGAUGCCGCGUGUAUUACAUCCAAACCCUCCAUCCCAGCGAAGCCAUUUAAACUUCAAGAAUUUGCUCCACCUGGCACGUGCAAAGAACUUUAUUGUGAAGGUCGUCCUUGUGCCAAGUGCCACGAGUGUCGUGAUUGGCAUUUUACUGAUGAUCAAGAUCAAUGGGAUUGGGUCUGCAAUUGGAGAAAUUGGAUGCAGGUGGAUAAGGAUCGUUGGUACAAUGUUGCUGAUAAGCUUUUUACGAAACGUGAUGGUGCAACUUGUUAUCAUCAUUCACUUCGUGAUUCUUAUUAUGAUGACGUAUGUCUCUGUGAGAAACACUAG